Molecule: messenger RNA, 396 nt
Organism: Henningerozyma blattae CBS 6284
Lineage: Eukaryota; Fungi; Ascomycota; Saccharomycetes; Saccharomycetales; Saccharomycetaceae
Gene: ATG16
Product: Atg16p
Exons: 1
Coding region: 1-396 (131 amino acids)
Source: RefSeq, a predicted model, not a curated record
AUGGAUGAGGUGGUGAUUGAACGACUCUUAAGAAGAGAUACGAUCGAACGUAGAUUCGAAGAGUUGUUUACUACACAGAUAUCGGGAAAAGAUAUAAUUGGAACUGAAAAAAGUAACAAAGAAGGUGAGAAAUUAUUCAAUAGUUUGAAGAAUGAUAUACGUAAGAAAGAAAUCGAAAUAUAUCAAUUGAAUGAGACUAUUAAGAUGAAAGACAAGAUGAUUGAGAAUGUAAAUAAUGAGUUGUUAGAGUUGACUAUCGAAGAUAAUAUGUUGAACCAAAAAUAUUUGGAAUUAAAGAAGGAACAUGACACAUUAGUAGAGAGAUGGUUGAAAAGAGUACAAGAUCAAGCAGACCACUUGAAUGUUUCUAAUAUUGAUAUUGGCAAAGACAACUAA